Empidonax traillii (willow flycatcher) is the source of this 759-nucleotide messenger RNA. RefSeq names its product transcription factor A, mitochondrial (gene TFAM). The record is from RefSeq and is a predicted model, not a curated record. Lineage: Eukaryota; Metazoa; Chordata; Aves; Passeriformes; Tyrannidae. Bases 5 to 757 code for a protein of 250 amino acids. The transcript is spliced from 7 exons. Gene Ontology annotation, molecular function: transcription cis-regulatory region binding.
GGGCAUGGGGCUGGUGGCGGGCGGGCGGCGGCUCCUCAGGGCCGGCGGCGCGGCGGAGCAGUGCCUGUCGCGGGCGAUCAGCUCGGCGCAGCGCCCGAAGCGGCCCCUCACCGCCUAUUUCCGCUUCAUGAAGGAAAACCGCCCGGCUUUCAAGGAAAAGAACCCAGAAGCGAGCACCGUGGACCUGAUUAAAAUAAUAGCAGGCGCUUGGAAGAAGUUACCAGCAUCACAGAAGCAGGUUUACGAGGAAGCAGGAAAGACAGACUGGGAAAGAUAUGGAGAGCAGAUGACCAAAUACAAAGCCCAACUAACUCCAGCCCAGGUUGCAGCUUUGAAAGAGGAGAGGAGGAAACAAAUGGCAAAGAGAAGAUCAAUCCGGGCAAAAAGAGAAUUGAACACGCUUGGAAAACCUAAAAGACCUCGUAGCAGCUUUAACAUUUUUGUGUCAGAAAAAUUUCAAGAAAGUGAGGGAGUUUCACCUACGGCAAGGCUGAAGAAGGUGCUUGAUGCCUGGCAAAAACUGUCCACUUCUGAAAAGCAGCCAUACCUGCAGCUUGCUCAAGAUGAUAAGGUUCGGUAUGAGAAUGAAAUGAAGUCGUGGGAAGCAAAAAUGGUCGAACUGGGACGUGAGGACCUGGUGCGUUCCAGAAAGAAAAGGCUAAGAAAGAAACGUACUGAAACUGCAAAGCCAGCUGAGACAGCCAGAACUUCCUUGGGUAAAAAGGCAAAAUUAAAGUUGAAAAAAGCAGAAGAGUAAAA